AUGGCCAAGUCCAAAGCCGCCAAGCGCAAGCGCAAUGCGCAACCUGAAAUUCCACAGAAACUCCCCAAGGCUUCUAUCCCCACGCCACCACCCGAUAGUGCGGAGCCCACACACUUGAACGAAAUUAUUUCAGAUGAAGAACUCAACACCACGAUUGAAGCGCUGACGGCUCUUUCGCAAUAUCCCAACCUAACUAAGUCGAAGGCAUGCAAAGAUAUUCGAGUGGCAGUGUACGAGUUCCGCCAGGCUUGCACCACGGGUGUGAACACAGCCGAUGGCGCGAAUUUGACCGCACGUAUAACUGGUGCCCUCGUCGAUGAAAAAUAUAUUGAUGCCAAGAUUCUACUGGCGGAAAUGCGAAUCCGGGGCGAGCAGCCUAAAAUUGGAGCGUUGUGUCGCUGGGUACGGGAUCUUGAUGUCGUGAGUGGGCUGUCUACAAAGCCCAAAGACGUCGAUAAUGUACCCGUUAAACGGACUCCGAAGGAGCUGGAAAUCUUAGGCGUUUUGGAUGCCAUUCUCCGUGUGAGCACUUCGAUUGAUACCAGCCCGGAUGCCGUUUUCUCGACCGCCCCCAUUGCCUUCCAACCCAUUUGGGAUCUGCGCCCAUCAACAACACCGCUGCCGAUCUACGAAUCCGUCUUGGACAAAUCAAUUUUGGAUCACGCGCCCAAAUCUUCCUCCGCUGUGCGAGUCAUCGAGCGCACACCCGGCCCGUUGCGCAAACCUCCCAAUCACCACGACGCGAUUCUCUAUACCACAGCCCCGAAUGCAGUCCCGCUUGCUCCCACAAGCCCUGCCAUCACUUAUCAUCCCCACCCUGCGGUCCCGAGCUUGGGUCUUGCUAUGAAUGUGCUCUCUCCCGACGAAUGCAGAGCCAUCAUCGCCGCUGGUGAAUCAGUAGAGUUCGUGCCGGACGCGCCUCUACGAGAGGAUGGAGACAUGAGCAUUCUCGCCCACAACUUCUAUUGGGUUAUUGAUACCGCUUUCCACGAUCUGCUAUGGGCACGAAUUUCGCCAUUUGUGCCUCAGUCGAUUGAGGGUCGCCCGGUGCGAGGUAUCAACCGACGCUUCCGCGUUUACCGAUACGUUCCCGGGGCUGAAUACAGAUGUCACAUUGACGGGGCAUGGCCCCCGUCUGGCAUUCUUGAGGAUGACACGUACGUGUAUGACUCUUCGCCCGAAGACAACAAGCAGAGCUCCAUGUACACCUUCCUGCUUUAUCUCAAUGAUGAGUUCGAAGGUGGUGAGACCACGUUCUUUAUGCCGGCUGCUCGUGAGGGCACUCUCAAUGGUUACCCCGUGCGCCCGGUCAUGGGAUCUGUUGCGAUCUUCCCCCACGGGGAGUCCAAUGGGGCGUUGUUACAUGAAGGGACAGGAGUUACAAAGGGUGCUAAGUAUAUCAUUAGAACUGACGUAGAGUAUGACGUGAACCCCCCGAAGGCCUAA
Molecule: messenger RNA, 1446 nt
Organism: Penicillium salamii
Lineage: Eukaryota; Fungi; Ascomycota; Eurotiomycetes; Eurotiales; Aspergillaceae
Source: the annotation of a GenBank genome assembly